Messenger RNA from Penicillium maclennaniae, 1119 nucleotides. RefSeq names its product nitronate monooxygenase. The transcript is spliced from 4 exons. Lineage: Eukaryota; Fungi; Ascomycota; Eurotiomycetes; Eurotiales; Aspergillaceae. Gene Ontology annotation, molecular function: nitronate monooxygenase activity. Bases 1 to 1119 code for a protein of 372 amino acids. The record is from RefSeq and is a predicted model, not a curated record.
AUGUCAUCAACCAAAAGGCACCAAAACCGUCUCAAAGAAUGGUUUCCACACACAUCCAAACCAUUCAUCGCAAACGCGCCGAUGCUCGGAUUCGCCAACCACCAACUAGCAACAGCAGUGACAAAGGCCGGAGGUCUCGGCUUCAUCGGGGGUGGAUUUGACUUCAGCCCCUCAUCAACCCAACUUGUCAAGCUAGACAGCGAGUUAACAAAAGCUCGGACAGAGCUUAAAAUAGCUGAUUCGGGUACUUUACCAAUCGGUGUAGGCUUUAUAACAUUCAAGCCGUCAGGUUUCGAAGAGAAUGUUGUUCCUCUUCUAGAUAAGCACCGUGUAUCUGCUGUGUGGCUUUCCUUCCCAAACGAGGAUGCGGAUCAUACGUCUAUCAUUGCUGCUAUCCGUGAUGCAAGGGUCAAAUCAGAGUGGCCGGUCAAGGUCUUUGUACAGGUUGGGACUGUGCAGGGUGCUGCGACUGCCGCGGAGCAAGGUGCGGAUGUUAUUGUUGUGCAAGGGACUGAUGCGGGAGGACAUCAAUGGGCCAGGGGUGCUAGUCUUAUAUCGCUGCUUCCUGAUGUGAGUGAGAGCUUGGGAGACGUGUAUGAUGUUGCGCUCUUGGCAGCCGGUGGGAUAGUCGGGGGCAAGGGUGUGUUGCUGCGUUGGGUCUGGGCGCAGAUGGGAUUGUUAUGGGGACGAGGGUGGGUUUUUGGAGACCGACUGGGUCGAAAUAUUGCUAAUAUCGUACAGUUCGUUGCAACUGAGGAAUGUCCAGCUCCAGCCCUUAUCAAAGAUUCGAUUGUGAAAGCCCAGGAUGGUGCUUCCUCGACAGUUAAAUCUGUCCGACACGAUGUUUUCCAAUCUACCGACGUCUUUCCAAGGCAGUAUGACGGUAGGGCCCUGGUUGGCAUCAGUUGGACUGAGGCUCAGAGCGGAGUCAGUGAUGAGGAAGUCAUUCGGCGGUACGAUGAAGCAAUUAAGCAGGGGGAGGACCAUCGACGUACCUGGUGCAAGUGUCGGGUCGAUUUCUUCGGUGCUGUCUGUGAGCGAGCUGAUGGAACAGGUUCAACAGGAGGUCAAGUUGACUGCUGCGAGCAUCAUGGGUCGUAUAUGAUAGGUGUGCCUUGA